Messenger RNA from Varanus komodoensis (Komodo dragon), 1134 nucleotides. RefSeq names its product hepatic lectin-like. The transcript is spliced from 6 exons. The record is from RefSeq and is a predicted model, not a curated record. Bases 104 to 748 code for a protein of 214 amino acids. Lineage: Eukaryota; Metazoa; Chordata; Lepidosauria; Squamata; Varanidae.
UCAUGGAAAAGGCAAGGUAAACUGCAAAGUCCCAACUUUAGAAAAUCAAGAUCUGCAAAGAAGGACCUCUGAAUCCAACAACAUCAUUUUUGCACCCCACAACAUGGAGGAUCAAAAGUUUCAAGAUGACUUCCGGACUUAUACUGGCAGACAUUGCAUCCAGGGAUCCAUCUUCUACAUCUAUGUACUGCUGGGUGUCUCUUGCCUGCUGAGUGCCAUUUUCCUCAUUGUGGCUGUUUCUAAAGCAACAUCUCUUUCAUCGGAGCUGAGCACAAUGAACACUGAACGUCCAAAACCAAAACCUGGACUUGAUCAUGAAUUAUUUCCAUGUGGUCCUGAGACGCGACAAUGGGAAUACUUCAAUGGAAAAUGCUACUACUUCUCCUAUGAGAAAACCUCCUGGAUGCAGGCCAAAGUUCAGUGUGAGGAUAGGCAAUCAAUGUUGGUCAUUGUCAACGAUAUGCCUGAACAGAAUUUCCUUCAGACCCGGACCAGAAAUGAACGUUACUGGAUUGGACUCCAUGACAGAGAUAUUGAAGGACACUGGAGGUGGAUAGAUGGCACCAGCUACUUCAGCGGCUUCACGUACUGGAAGCAAGGGGAGCCCAAUGAUGAUGCCCAUGGAGAGGACUGCGCACAUCUCUGGGGCAAUGGGGAAUGGAAUGACGUCUACUGCACUUACCAGUGCUACUAUAUCUGUGAAAAGCCCUUGCCGGGCGCAAGGUCAGAGCAUCAGUGGCGCACCUGAGCAUCUUCCCAACAUCCCCAAGGCAGAAAGGAAGUGACAGCCUAACUGCCCAAAAGCACAGGCCUUACCCUGAUGUGCACACACAGGAAGAACUGUGAGCAUGUCAAAGAGACCUUCCAAGUGUCACUUUUAAACUUGCAAAGUCAUACUGGAGAAGCCUCUUAGUCUUUCUUUCCUUUUAAAAAUGAUUCACUCAGCAUCAUCCCAUAAAUUGUGACUGAUUUUCAACAUCGUGUCCAUUUAGAAACUCCUGGCAUUUGAAUGAUUUUACAGAACCUGCAACUCAAGCAAGUGGAUGUGAUUUUGCAAAUUUCCAGGGCAAACAAACUGUUCUUUUGUACUCCUUGAAGUUUGGCUUGACAUGUAGAUUGAAAUAAACAAGCAAA